GCUCAUCGAGUUCAAAAUGGCAGAGAAGGCUCCCCCUGGCCUAAAUCGAAAGACUUCAAGGUCUACUCUUUCCCUUCCUCCAGAACCUGUGGAGAUCAUCAGAAGUAAAAAUUGUUCCCGGAGAGUUAAAAUAAAUGUAGGUGGCCUAAACCAUGAAGUGCUGUGGAGGACCUUGGAUAGACUUCCAAGAACACGAUUAGGGAAGCUCCGAGACUGUAAUACUCAUGAAACUCUUCUGGAAGUGUGCGAUGACUACAAUUUGAAUGAGAACGAAUAUUUCUUUGAUCGGCAUCCAGGAGCUUUUACGUCCAUUUUAAAUUUCUACAGGACAGGGAAACUCCACAUGAUGGAAGAAAUGUGUGCCCUCUCUUUUGGCCAAGAGCUUGAUUACUGGGGGAUUGAUGAAAUAUACUUAGAGUCUUGUUGCCAAGCAAGAUACCAUCAAAAGAAAGAACAAAUGAAUGAAGAGUUGAGACGAGAGGCAGAGACUAUGAGAGAGAGAGAGGGAGAAGAGUUUGAUAAUACCUGCUGUCCUGAAAAAAGGAAGAAACUCUGGGACCUGCUAGAGAAGCCUAAUUCAUCAGUAGCUGCAAAGAUCUUGGCCAUUGUAUCCAUUCUAUUCAUCGUGCUAUCCACCAUUGCUCUGUCUCUCAACACCCUACCUGAACUUCAAGAAGUGGACGAAUAUGGUCAGCCCAAUGACAACCCACAGUUAGCACACGUUGAGGCUGUCUGCAUAGCCUGGUUUACAAUGGAGUACCUUUUACGCUUCCUGUCCUCACCAAAUAAGUGGAAGUUCUUUAAAGGUCCAUUAAAUGUCAUUGAUUUGCUGGCCAUUUUGCCAUACUAUGUCACCAUUUUCCUCACUGAGUCCAACAAAAGUGUGCUCCAGUUCCAGAACGUCAGGCGGGUGGUACAGAUCUUCCGUAUCAUGAGGAUACUCCGGAUCCUGAAACUUGCCAGACAUUCAACAGGCCUCCAGUCUUUGGGAUUCACUCUGAGACGGAGUUACAAUGAAUUGGGCUUGUUGAUACUCUUUUUAGCCAUGGGGAUAAUGAUAUUUUCUAGUCUUGUGUUUUUUGCAGAGAAGGAUGAAGAUGCUACUAAGUUCACCAGUAUCCCUGCCUCUUUUUGGUGGGCCACCAUCACCAUGACCACUGUAGGGUACGGUGACAUCUACCCUAAAACUUUAUUGGGAAAAAUUGUGGGAGGCCUCUGCUGUAUAGCUGGUGUGCUAGUGAUUGCUCUUCCCAUCCCAAUCAUCGUGAACAAUUUCUCUGAGUUUUACAAGGAACAAAAACGUCAGGAGAAGGCAAUUAAAAGGCGGGAGGCCCUGGAGCGGGCUAAAAGAAAUGGAAGUAUUGUUUCCAUGAACUUGAAAGAUGCCUUUGCUCGGAGUAUGGAACUUAUUGAUGUGGCUGUGGAGAAAGUGGGAGAUUCUGCCAACACUAAGGACUCAACAGAUGACAACCACCUGUCUCCAAGCCGAUGGAAGUGGGCCAGGAAGGCAUUGUCUGAAACCAGCUCCAACAAAUCCUAUGAGAAUAAGUAUCAGGAAGUGAGUCAGAAAGAUUCCCAUGAACAACUCAACAAUACUUCUUUAAGCCCACAGCACUUGAGUGCUCACAAACUGGAAAUGCUAUACAACGAAAUCACUAAGACUACACAGUCCCACUCACACUUGAAUGCCUCCGACUACCAAGAGCAGGCUGAAAAACCACCAGUAUACAAGGAGGAGAUUGAGAUGGAGGAGGUGGCCUGCCCUCAGGAGCAGCUGGCUGUGGCCCAGACGGAGGUCAUCAUGGACAUGAGGAGCACCUCCAGUAUUGACAGCUUCACCAGCUGUGCCACUGACUUCACAGAAACUGAAAGAUCCCCCCUCCCACCCUAUGCCAGCACUCACUUACAGAUGAGAUUCCCCCAUGACCCCACUGGGGCAGAAGAGCACCAAAGAGCCAAGGGACUCCCAUUUUUAACACUCACCAGGGAAAAAAGUUCUGCCCCUAGAGAUGUUAUAUUUGAAUAUACUCCAAUUGACACCACUGGGAGCCCAGACUCAGUAGUGCCCCAUUCUGGGUUGCAUGGUCCUCUGCAAUUUGACAGUGCAACAGAGAGUCCAAAAAGUUCUCUAAAAGGUAGCAAUCCCCUUAAGUCCAGGUCCCUGAAAGUGAACUUCAAGGAGAGCAGAGGCAGUGCCCCCCAGACCCCACCUAGCACUGCCAGGCCCUUGCCAGUCACUACCAUGGCAGACUUUACUCUAUCCACACCCCAACAUAUCAGCACCAUUCUCUUAGAGGAGAAUUCUCCCCAGGGAGAGAGACCCUUGCUGGGCACUGAGGUCUCAGGGCUCUGUCAAGGACCUGCAAAAGGUUCAUCCCCUCUGUUUCCCAAACAAAAACUAUUUCCUUUCUCUUCAAGAGAGAGGAGGAGCUUCACUGAAAUAGACACUGGAGAAGACGAAGACUUCUUAGAGCUCCAUGGAGCCUCAGAGGACAGGCAGCCAGACCCCAGCACAAAUUGCUGUGGGGAUAAGCAUAGUGAUGGAAGAGACCCUUUAAGAGAAGAGACCAGUGCUCUCUCUUCCUCCCCACAAAACUCAAGUCACAAUUGUAUGCAAGACAUUUACCAAGCUGUGGGCGAAGUGAAAAAGGACAAUAAUCAAGAAGGGUACAAGAUGGAAAACCAUUUGUUUGCCCCAGAGAUUCAUUCAAAUCCUGGGGAGACAGGUUAUUGUCCCACGCGUGAAACCAGCAUGUGACUAGUUAAAAAAGCAAUAAAAACUUAUUUCUUAAAAACCACAAUUAGUAAAGCCUAUGAACUAAAAAUGGGAAGCCUCCCCUAUCCUUCCCCCCUCUCAUGAAAACAAGUGCAUAAGAUGUUAUUUUUGCAUGGCAUGAACAGUUUAGUUUAAGUACUGUUUAAAUAAAGAGUUG
Molecule: messenger RNA, 2933 nt
Organism: Vombatus ursinus (common wombat)
Lineage: Eukaryota; Metazoa; Chordata; Mammalia; Diprotodontia; Vombatidae
Product: potassium voltage-gated channel subfamily B member 2
Exons: 2
Coding region: 17-2758 (913 amino acids)
Biological process (GO): potassium ion transmembrane transport; protein homooligomerization
Cellular component (GO): voltage-gated potassium channel complex; membrane
Molecular function (GO): protein binding; delayed rectifier potassium channel activity
Source: RefSeq, a predicted model, not a curated record